AAUUGUAGGAGGAGUCCGGAUAGAGGUUUUCAGAAGUGGGUUCCAGGGAUUUGGACAGCUAGUUCUUUCAAAACUGGGGCAUUGUAUCCCCGGCUUGGCGAUAUCUGGCAAGUGGCUGGUUCUCAGAAAGAGCAAUGGAAGAUGAAACAAAAAAUAAAAACCUGAAGGCAAUGUUUACCUGGACAGAGGUGCAAAAACACAAUGGGCAAGGUGAAAAAUGGUUGGUGAUCAACAGGAAAGUGUACAACAUUAGUGAAUUCUGUCAAAGACACCCUGGUGGAAAGAGGGUAAUCAGCCACUAUGCUGGUCAGGAUGCUACGGAUGCAUUUACUGCAUUUCAUUUGGACAAGCAAGUUGUAGGUCGUUACCUAAAGCCACUUCAGAUUGGAGAACUGGCCCCUGAAGAGCCCAGUAAUGAACCUGGCAAGAGUUUGGCUGUGAUAGAAGAUUUUCAGGAACUUCGGGUGUAUGUUGAACAGGCAGGGUUACUGAAACCAAACAAGUUGUUCUUCUUUCUAAUGCUGGUUCACAUCAUCCUUCUGGAUAUUGCAGCAUGGUUUACAUUGUGGCACUUUGGCACCUCCUGGCUUCCAUUUCUUGUUUCUGGAGUGUUGCUCAGCACUGUACAGGCACAAUCUGGAUGGCUACAGCAUGACUUUGGGCACCUUUCUGUCUUUAGAACUUCUCGCUGGAAUCACUUCUUACAUAAGUUUGUCAUUGGACAGCUCAAGGGAGCUCCAGCAAGCUGGUGGAAUCAUCUUCAUUUCCAGCACCAUGCAAAACCUAACUGCUUCCGUAAAGAUCCUGAUAUUAACAUGCAUCCACUAUUUUUUGCUUUGGGAAAAACCCUGGCUAUUGAGCUCGGAGUUCAGAAAAAGAAAUACAUGCCCUACCAACACCAACACAAAUAUUUCUUCUUGAUUGGCCCACCAGCUCUUUUACCUAUGUACUUUCAGUGGUAUAUCUUUUAUUUUGCAGUGAAACAGCAACAAUGGGUGGACCUGAUAUGGAUGCUUAGCUUCUACAUACGUUUCACCUGGAUCUACUUGCCAAUGCUUGGACUUCCGGCACUGCUGACUUUGUUCUUUCUUGUCAGAUUUCUUGAGAGCAACUGGUUUGUGUGGGUAACCCAGAUGAACCAUAUUCCAAUGGAGAUUGACCGUGACCAGAACAAGGAGUGGCUUGUCAUGCAGGUCCGGGCAACUUGCAAUGUUGAGCAGUCUCUUUUUAAUGACUGGUUUACAGGACACCUCAACUUUCAGAUUGAACAUCACUUGUUUCCAACGAUGCCUCGUCACAACUAUAAAACAGUAGCUCCACUUGUGAGGUCUCUGUGCAAGAAACAUGAUCUGAAUUACCAGUCAAAGCCUCUCCUGACUGCCUUCUCUGAUAUUGUACAUUCUCUUAAGGAGUCUGGGCAACUAUGGUAUGACGCCUACCUGCAUAAGUGAACUAAGCCAAAAUUGAUUGUGCUUGCCAACAGAACAUUCCAAGGAGUCUUGAUUUAGAAAUGUGCAGAAGAAGUGAUAAAUAAAGUCCUCUUUGAAAAUGAAA
Erpetoichthys calabaricus (reedfish) is the source of this 1554-nucleotide messenger RNA. Its product is annotated as acyl-CoA (8-3)-desaturase. The coding region runs from base 135 to 1451 and encodes 438 amino acids. Lineage: Eukaryota; Metazoa; Chordata; Cladistia; Polypteriformes; Polypteridae. The record is from RefSeq and is a predicted model, not a curated record. Gene Ontology annotation, biological process: lipid metabolic process. The transcript is spliced from 13 exons. Gene Ontology annotation, molecular function: oxidoreductase activity, acting on paired donors, with oxidation of a pair of donors resulting in the reduction of molecular oxygen to two molecules of water. Gene Ontology annotation, cellular component: membrane.